Spirometra erinaceieuropaei is the source of this 7887-nucleotide messenger RNA. The record is from the annotation of a GenBank genome assembly. NCBI's taxonomy places the organism in Eukaryota, Metazoa, Platyhelminthes, Cestoda, Diphyllobothriidea, Diphyllobothriidae.
AUGCAUAACGUGCUGCCGCACGUUAUCAAAGUUGACGAAGGUAUGUUAUCAGGUGAUUUUUAAGUGUGUUUCCGCAAACAAAAAUAUCUUUUGCAUGCAUGCGGAGAGUGGUGUAGUGCCCAGCUUGCCGCGGAAAUGCGGGGAAAGUGUUAACUUCGUGACAGCUGACAUUUAAUGAGCACGAACUCUCGAAGCGGAAAAAAAAUUAUUAAAAAACGGGAAUCAGAAAAAACACUUCUAAAGGCACCGGAACCUGGGCAUUUAUUUGCUUCCGGCCCGUAUAAUUAUUAGAAUAACCAGAUGACGAAAUCAAACGAAAUGUUUCCAUGUUCUAAGUUACGAAGCAUCACGUGCUAUGGUUGGGCCAGAGGUCAUCCUUAGAGUAGGAGCUCGCAGCGGGAGCUGUUUUUAGCCCUUCCGUACGUUUGCUUUAUCUUAAUGCGUAUUACUAUCCGCAGUUAAGUACCUUUUCUUCCCCCGAUAUUUAUUCGGCUUUUUUGGAUCAGGCUGUUGGCAGCUUGAGGGACGCGUGGUUCUCAUCAUUUCUGUACGUGCGUGCAACUUUAGACGGCAGAAGGCAACGUCAAUUUGGGAAAAAAGUGCAUAUGUAGUACCAUAAGACGGUUUGAGAGUGUGUUGACAUGUUUUUGAAGGACUCCUUAUAAGAGGUUUCGAGUGCUCAUCACCGGUUAACUGCUCAUUAUCGAGCCCCUAUGGCGUUCGAAGAGAACUUUCUGUACUCUCCAAUCGCAUCAGUUUCAGAAAAGUUAGCCAUAUGCGUGAGAUUUCCAUCCUUCUUCCCCAAGAAAAUACAGGGAAAAUGACGGUCGUAAUUGCACCGUUGCAUGUACGAGCAUCGAACAUUCUCCGUUUGAUUUAAACGAACCAGAUACUUGUGUGAAAAUAACUGUAGUAAGAAGCUGAAUUCGCGUAAAUAUCAGUUGUUUGUUUGCGUCGAGCAGACUAGACGUCUGCCGGUGUCCUUUAUUUAGUAUCCAUUGUAAGUGGUCACAAAGUCUGCCGUUAACUACCGACAUAUCUGCAAAGCCCGCGGUAUUCCCUGACCGCCUUCUUGCUCGGUUAUAGCUCUUGUGAAUAACGGCAGCUAGCUCUGAUAGGCGAAGCGUUUCACAUAGUUUGGGCCACAACGCUGCCCACAAAGCAGAAGAGUCUAUGUAGCCCUCUGAAUCGAUAUCACCAGCAGCGUUUUCGUUGACUUUUUAAAAUAGCGAUGACGCUGUCAGUACCUUCUUUUUUAAAAGCAAGAGACCUCGUCCGGUCAUUAGCUCGCGCAGUUGUUUUUUGAGGUUGUUAUACAUAGACCACACGUGAGGAAGAGGAAUGCCUACGAAACGAUCUUGACCGCGGUUAUUUAUUGAUUUGUGAGCGAAGCAUACGAACCCUGCCUCAAAUUAGAUUCCCUAUACUCAUUUCCACAAUAUAACACUUGCAUGAUGAAGAAGCAAGUGAAGGUGGCUUUAGAACUGUGGACACCUGUUCUGUCGUCUGACCCUCAAAUUUUUCUUUGCCUUAUCACUCCGGACGCCAUUUUGGCGUUUUUCAGGAGCUUUUCAACCUAUAAAAUGAUAUCAUCUUGUGGAUUACAAGUCGACCAUGGCAGACUUGGAUUUGCUGAAUUUUGCACGUCCAAGUGCGGCUUCUUUUAACUGUUUUAUAAGAAGACUGCCUGGUCAUAUUCUUUCGUUUUUACUAUUUCAGCUUUCUCGUCCCUGCAAAAAAUUGGGAGAAUCCUUCUAAACGGUGGUGUCAUCGCCGUCCCAACAGACACUGUCUAUGGCCUUGCUUGUUGUGGCCUGAACACGCAAGCACUGCAACGCCUCUAUGAGAUCAAAGGGCGUGAUGCCUCAAAACCCAUGGCCAUUUGUUUAGAUAAGGUCUCUCUUACCUGCCACCUUGUAUCUUUUCGGGAUGGUUUUCACGCCACUACUACUGGUAUAUCGAGAAAAAUAGCUGAUAACAUUUCACGUUUCUUUCUCGAUCAUAUUACCCCUCGCAUUUAUUUGUUUCCAUCCCAAGAGAGACCCGGUUGUAAUUCUUACAUCCCGCUAACAAAUACUCAGUUUUACACAAAUGCUCGUCUUGUUAAAAAUAAAAAACAACGCACGUUGGCUCGACUCGCCUGUUUCCUCUGUAAAAGGAGAUUGCGGGCGCGCACUGAGGCUUCGCAUAAAAAUAUAAUAAGUGAGUUGGGUAAUUCACUGGUUGUUUGUUGUGGUGAUGCCUGCUGAACGCAGUGUCCAAACCUACUUUGCAAAGACAAUUUUCUAAACUGGAAAAAGUAAGUAUGGAGUCAUUGGUGAGCUCGCGCCCAAACAUACGCAGAGAUGUGUUUGCACCGCUUAUUGGCAAUCCGCACUUGUCUGUCGCCCUGUCCGGCGUUGGAAAGGCAAGUUAGUUUCCUUCACCCACUUUUUAUCUGUCGGGGAGGUUGCCGCAGUAUGACCACCAUGCUCCAUCCAGCUUCAUGUAGUCAUAGGUGGGACAUUCCGUCCAACGUAGCUGCAGUCUACCCCGUGUUUGCUUGGGAAGGAGUCACAAGCCAUGACGGAUGUUUGUGGUCCUUAUAGGAUAUUUUGUUCGCCGAGCAACAUAGUUGUAGAACUCUAGACUGCUUUUUCGGGGUAGGGGGGCGAGGGUGUGUAGGUACAUGCUCUUUUACACAUAGAAAUCACAGGUGGCCACUUUUCCACCGGGCUGACCUUCCCAGUCGUCGCGUUUUAACAUAUGCUUUGUGAGACUAGAAUGACUGUGGUCCGCACGUUCUUUUUGGACUUUCCGACUGGCAGUGACGCCGUGUUGCUCUUUAUCCUUCAUUUCAACACAAAACCAAUGCGACUGGGCUUGUGGACCUGUACAGUUGUCUGUCAGGUGAUUACAAGCCUACGCACUGCUAGCAGCCGUUUCGUGAGACAGAUGCUCACCUAUCCAGUUUCCCCGUUUUACCUUGGAUCUCUGGUUUAGGGCCUACGCAGACAGUCAGGUGCAGCUAGCAGUGAAAAGGAAGACUUUGUUGGCAGAAGCAAGUUGCAAGGAUUGCAAUGUUUAACAGCCUCCCCUCCCCCUUCUCGGAUUGACACCAUGUGGCCGAGUUAAGCACCUACCGAAGCCUGUAUUCUACCAUAACCGUAUGCUUCAUAUCCGCCGCUAUCUGAGAUAUCCACACAGUAGCCAACACAACUCUGUUCCUUAACUCACCUUGAAGCUUGCCGUUACUCUUUCUUAUCCCCUGCCCGGUUAUCUGUGUCUGCUGACAGAGGUUUAAACCGGACCCCGGAAUAUGUCGCUAACACUUCGCUUUUCGGUGUCCACUUCGUCCUUGUCGUUGACAGCGUUCGAAAAGUCAGCUGAGGAAGCGUCAUCGUGCAACUUGUGAAGUCAUCUGGGAACGUCUUUGAAUACUGCUGUGUUAAUACUGAACUUGAGGGAUGAAGUCUUUUGAUCCGAAGUAUGCGGCCUUUCUGAUCGAUAAUGCCAAAGUGGACUGGAACCCGAUGCCUACUGCUAAGUUAUUCCCAACUCCAACUAUUUCCUCGAAGGGGGUCCGUGCAGCACAUUACAUUUGUUUCUAGCACUUUAUUUUGUUCGAUUUAAUUACCUGCCCCCUGCUCUGGCUUUCACAUUGUACUUUUCAAUAAUUCUUUACACACUUUCCUUCCGUCUGUCAGGCUAGUAGUAUCCCUCAGUGGUGCAAUACUAGUCAUAUCAACGACAAACUCCUGGCCACACUCUUGCCGGGUCCAGUGACUGUUAUCUUGCCGCGCCGCCAACCCCUCGACCCCCUAAGUCCGCUGCUGAACCCUGGAGUAGCCGAAAUUGGCAUCCGUGUACCCAACCACCCAGUCGUUCGUCAGAUCCCUGAGGCCCUUGCCAGUGCCUUCCGCGAUUUUCCCAAGGAUUGCCUCACCGGCUUGCACAUACCCGACGGUGCCGCAGUUGCAGAAGCCACGGCUUUCCCAAUUGUUCUUACUUCAGCCAAUCCCAGCGGUUUGCGGUCGACACUUGCGCCAGAGGUGAGAAUCCCCCGUGAUUGGCGUGUUUUUAGCGUUGCUGACAACUAUACUUUACGAAUAAGUCCCCUCGUCACACUAGCGACUUCUCACUAUCCUGCGACUUUGCUGUCUCUGCUGAUGAGGAGCGCCUUGUCUAGAGUUUCGCGCCCUAAGAGCUAAAAAAGUAGAGGCAAAUGAAAAAAUGACUCUAUUCGCGGCCGUGUUAGCUGAGGUUGCGCCGCCCCCUUAACUGUCGUGUAGUAACUGCUGCCAAAAAUCACAUCCCGGAGCCCGAACAUCUGUCUGGUCCGUUCUCCUCCUCCUUCCCUCUCUUUUUCUUUUUCUUCUUCAUGAGGACUGUGAGUUUUCCGAGCGAUGCCUGUUAAUGCGAACCCCAGACAUGAACACUGCUGCUGUUUCGGAUCUAAAGGGAGAUCAACAGUCCUGUUGUCAGACAGCUAUCCAUUUGCCGAUAGAAACGAACAGGCGAGUUCCAGGAAGCAGUUCAGAAGACGAAGACGCUAUUAGUGAAACAAGAAAUUUAUUUCCCUGAUGUUUCGGAUUCUCACCCGAACCCAUCAACAGAGACAGUCUCAGAUAAGGGUAGUGGAGGAACAAGUUCAGCAUUUAUAGUACGUAGCUGCCGUAGAACCACAUGCGUAGUACACUUAACAGCUCUCACGACCACUGCUGGGUCUCGUAAUCGAUACGAUGCUAGCUUGUGAAUCCUCGUCCGAGUCUGCAGUAUCUAAGAUCUCAUCAUCCAUGUUGGAUGUUGUUGUGAUGAUUACUUGACCAUUUAGCUCGCUGUCAUUAGGAUUUUUGCUCUUUCGCCCCCUCCCCACACGACUGAUUCCCCAUGCCCAGGGAAGAUCUCAGCACUGAAUAUGAUAACGGGAGGUCAUUGCGCUUAUUGAUGGAUUGCGAGCCUGAGGACCGUGACUCGAACAGCUCACGGCUCACACAAUUGUCACCUCUUGUAAGACCUAAAACCUGAAAAUACGGUCCGGCCCCGUGGAAUUAGCCGCCAGCUGAGAGCUAGCGUCUUUCCUUCUCACCGCUGCUGCGUGCUUAGUCAUGCGCGUCCAGAGUAAUCUCCCAUUUUCUUCGACGUGGUUGGUCUGCCUGCAACUCUACCAGAUCCGGUAAACGACUCCAGACGUUUUCUGCCGUGGCAGCGGGUCCUUCGGCCUCAUGUCUUGGCCGAAGUGUUGUUCCGUCGGUUGAGAUCUACUCAGCACACCCUCCUGCGUAAUAACAACUCGGGUAUAUUUGGGCUAUGAGGGCGCCCUAGAGGCCAUGACUAGAAAAUCUGCCGAUCCUCGAUCCUGAAAACAAGGCUGCGGUCUCCUGGAAAUUCUGACUGGUUUGACGUCCGAGUGGGGGAAUUAUGUUUCGUACCGGUUGAUGAGUCAGUACUCUUUUGGUCGGAAGAGGCGACGAAGAAAGGCUACCCAGUCAAAGCGCAUAUUCGCUCGCCUUGGCCUUGCCUUACCACUAGAACACGAUGUGUGCGAGAAGGGAGAGGGAACGUGAAAGAGAUAGAUGCUGUGCAGAUCCAAUUGAAGAGCAAGCCGUCACUGCUACCCGAAGAAAGGGGUGUUCUCUGGCUCUUCCAUCGAAUAAGCUGCCGGUCUACUCGCAGGUUAAAUAAAACAUUGUCUUCUCUCAGGGACAUUACCUCGUCAUCCUUUUUGGCAAUUCACGACCCAGGCUUGGUUUUUGGAGCAAGUGUGUUGUUUGUCCCACCGAAAAAUUCGGAUGCACACACGGUGAACAUAAGGCUUUCUCUGUGCCUUUACUGGAAAAUUCUACCACCUCUGUUCAUGCUAAGCGAGACGUAUUGUCUCAGUUGUUUGCUAGGGCAUAUCUGAAAAACGCUGUCUUUGCGUCGUGGUCAAAAAGCACAUCGGUAGUUUACUCUGUUAGUCCUUAUUCCCUCAUUUUUUCGUCUGCCUGGUGACGAAUACUGAUUUGUUCGCUCUCUCUCUCUGAAGUUUUCUCAGGAUGCGUACCAGUAGUCGAAAAUCGAAUUCGAUAUCAGUGGAACAGUCAACUCGCAUCUGCCAAAUGAUGCUCUAAUUUGUUAGUUACCAUUUAAGAUUUACGCAUGCCUUUAAACCUCCCAAAGUGCCUAAUGGGCGUGUUGCCUGAAAGCUCUUUUAUGUUUCUUCCCACAAUGCUAUAGAGUGAAACAUUUAAAGUUGAUCUUUGGAAGUCGGACUCACACAUCAAAAUAUACGUUAUUUUUUCGAUGCAAACCACAUUGAAACUGGACUUUUUUGUUCGAUGCAUUUAUAAACGAUCCAGUUCUAAUUAAUCAUUCCCAACACAAAGCUCACCGACUGUAGGCUGACUCAAACAGUACCAUAAAAUAUGUGGUACUUCUGAAAUUGUGAUCUUUUCAAAAAUCAUUGAUGGCGACGAGGAGGGCUUAAAACGGAUGAAAGUAUGCCCGAUAGUUAAUCAUUAUGGCAUCCGCACGUAGGUAUUCUUCAUAAUUUGAAGCCAGCCUGGAGUUGUUAUGGGAGACCCCUCAUGAUCUGGCGUCUCGGACGUACUGAGAAAAAUAUUACCUGAUCCCUCCAGCAAGAACAUUAUUUAUACGGGAUAACGCAAACGUUUGUAGUCUUUCUGGCGAUUGUGGCAUGUACGUCUUCCUUCCGAAUCGCACUACCUCUCACCAAAGCCAUAUUAACCGGUUUUGAAUAAUAUUCUUCGAUUUUUACGCGUAUCCUAUGCACAACAGAAAACUUGACUACCAAUCCGUUCUGGUAUAUUUUAAAGCAAGUUCUGGCAGGAAUUAAGGAAGGAAUAUUAGGGAAUAUAAUGUUUUAUCGGUCUUUUGCACAUUAUGCACUAAUAUAAAUCAUUGUUUAAAGUAUCAUUACACGCUAAUAGGGCUAGAAAAAUGUGUUUCUUUCUUGCUUUUCGAGUUGGAUAGUACUACUCAUUAUUUUUAUCCAUCCACCUUCGGCUAUCCUGUCAUUUUUUUUAAAAAGUCCACAUUUACCUCCAAUAGGACUCUCGGUGGCUGACUCUCAAAACAAUUCCACUGUAUAUACAUAAAAAUAGGUUCCUUUUCGCGCAGUCUUGCGUUUAAAUUUUCCAGCAUAAUCCUUAAAAAUGUUUUGACCAAAGAUAUGUUUUUGUUCUUUAUUCCUUCGCGCAGUCACGUGGUUGUAGCCAGAGGUCUUACACACUCAGUCAUUAAUCGUGGUAGUGUGGGAUAGGAGUUCCAAAUUAUGAAGAAGACACGCUCAACGUUCUGCUCUUCAAAUACGAUACCAUGUUUUCAACCUAACUGCUCUACUGCCGCCUGCUCUUACCAGAUGUGGCGAUUUCGAAAAAGAAUGUUGCAUAAAUGUUCUAGCCUUGAUAAAGAAGAACAAUACGUCUUAGUCUCUCGGCAGAUAAGCUUUCAACCCAUGAUUCAUUUCCAGAUCAAGUUUUCGUUUUCCGGGGCUCCACUUGACUUUUGACGGGUUAAGCUGCGACAUUUCACGACAAGCACUCGAACGAUUGUGCUGAUGAUGAUGACGACGACGAUGAUGCUGCUGCUGCUGCUGCUGCUGAUGAUGAUGAUGAUGAUGAUGAUGAUGAUGGUGGUGGUGCUGCUGCUGCUGAUGAUGAUGAGGAGGAGGAUGAUGAUGAUGAUGAUGACGACGACGACGACGACGACGACGACGACGACGACGAUGAUGAUGAUGAUGAUGAUGAUGAUGAUGAUGAUGAUGAUGAUGAUGAUGAUGAUGAUGAUGAUGAUGAUGAUGAUGAUGAUGAUGAUGAUGAUGAUGAUGAUGAUGAUGAUGAUGAUGAUGAUGAUGAUGAUGAUGAUGAUGAUGAUGGGUCUAGUUCUCAUUUAAUAUCCAAGUAG